Molecule: messenger RNA, 858 nt
Organism: Seminavis robusta
Lineage: Eukaryota; Bacillariophyta; Bacillariophyceae; Naviculales; Naviculaceae
Source: the annotation of a GenBank genome assembly
AUGAUCAAGGAUGAAGAGGACCAAGAACUAGAGAUUCUGAUGCCUAAGAAAGAAAGGGAUAACAUGAGGGGCUCUGACAACAAACUGAGUUUGGCAUGGGUUGUUGCGGCUUUGGUGAUGGCGCUGCAGGUCUUCCUUCUCGGCAGGAAUUCCAAGGGUGGAAGUGUCAGCAGCAGCAGCAGCAAUGCAGCGCAGUUCCUCACCGAGUACGAUCUCAUUCGCGCUCACUCUACUCUGAAUCCAAGCUUCCAUACCAAUAAUCCAACGCCUAUGGAAUUCGAAACCGCAAUGAAAGCUACAGGAAUCACCAAAGAAGAAUAUGCGGCCUGCAAUUCGUCUAUUCACCUGGAUCCUGAUAGAAAGAUCUGUGCCAAGACUGGCAAGGGCAGAUGCUACAAACCAGCAACCGGUGAUGGCGAUGGCCCUGUUGAAAUAAAGUGCCCACCCCAACAAGGUUCUCGGUGGUUGCCAGAUUGCUACCAGUAUAACGCUUCCAAUCCUCAGACCCGUGAUAUAAUCUGCUACGUCAUUAUUCCUUGUGUUGAGAGUGUAUCCCAAUGGGCAGCACAUUCUCUUCAAUUAUCUGACAGAUCAGGUUGGAGUUGGUAUUGGAGUGGAGAGAAUGCGGGCUGGUUUGGGGGCCCGGAUGCACAAAAUCCAGUUUUCACAGCCGAUAGUACCGCAAGCGGUUUUCGCUUGGCAACUAAUCUGACUAGUCCCUACAAACCCGAGGCCGAACUGUGUUUGAAAAAGGCUGCCCUGAAGGCACUCUCUCGAAAUGGUUGGGAACUCGCAUCUCCAGGCGAAGCCUUUAAGGAGGAAAAUUGGACCGUCGUCAAGAAAACUCCAAUCAAGUAA